Messenger RNA from Neopelma chrysocephalum (saffron-crested tyrant-manakin), 1004 nucleotides. RefSeq names its product splicing factor 3B subunit 4-like. The transcript is spliced from 2 exons. Lineage: Eukaryota; Metazoa; Chordata; Aves; Passeriformes; Pipridae. The coding region runs from base 359 to 970 and encodes 203 amino acids. The record is from RefSeq and is a predicted model, not a curated record.
GGGGGGGAUCCUGGCUUUCUCAGUCAGGGCAGGGCAGGCUCCAGCAUCAGUUUGCUCUGGGAGCUUGCCCAGAAUCUCCAAGGAUGGUGAUUCCUCGCUGUCCCAGGACUGCACACACUCAGGAUCCCAUCUCUUUUCCCACACACGCUUUCUAUUCCAUCUGUUUUCCCACACACUUGCAUCCAAGCCCUUUCUUGCUGUCAGCUCCUUGUUCCCUCCUCUUUAACCCCCUUUUCAGCAGCAGAAGCCCCUCUGCAUCCCUCACUACUCGGACCCAGCUGGAAUUCCAACCCCCUUGGGGGUACCAGGAGCUGCUUCCCUGCUUCCCUGCACCCCUAACUCCGUUGUCCCCCCAGGAAUGCCGCCGAUGCAGGUGCACCACGGACCUCCCGGGAUGGGCCAGCACCACCCGGGACCCCCGGGCUCCGGAGGGCAGCCACCCCCCCGGCCCCCCCCAGGAAUGCCCCACCCAGGACCCCCCCCAAUGGGGCUCCCACCCCGGGGGCCGCACUUCGGAUCACCCAUGGGUCACCCCGGGCCGCUGCCGCACCACGGGCUCCGCGGGCCCCCCCCGCUGAUGCCGCCCCACGGCUACAACGGGCCCCCCCGGCCCCCCCCCCUACGGAUACCAGAGGGUCCCGCUGCCCCCACGGCCAGCACAGAGACCCCCCGGGGUGCCCCCCCGCGGGCCCCUGCGGGGACCCCUGCCCUGAGACCCUCCGUCUCCAUCCUCGGCCUUCCUGGACCCCUCGGACCAACAUUCCCGCUCCUGGGGGGGACCGGGGGUGUCCCUCCCCUCUGUCCUUGUCCCCUUCACUUUCCCCUCCUGUUUUUUUUUAUAGUGUUGUUGGUUUUCCUCACUUUCCCUCCACCUCCUCCCGUUUCUCUCUCCCUGGCAGCUUUUCCGAGCUCCUUUUUACCGGAUUUGUUGGUUUUGUACGGAAAGCAGCGGCCGCCCGCCGGCAAAUAAAGGAUUUGGGAACCGAGGGGGUCCCUGGAUUGGG